AUGGUGGCAGGCGGCGCCGCGCGGCUGCUCCCGCUGCUCGCGCGCGCCGCCGCGGCCGGGAUCAGGCCGGCGCUGCCCGGGCGGGCGGGCGCGGGGCGCUGCGGGCUGCGUGCCGGGCGCUGGGGUGCCCUGGCCGCGGCCGUGCCCGCGGCCGUGCCCGCCGGGACCGGCUGGAAGGAGAGGCCGGGGCGGCGCGGCCCGGCGUGGGCGGCGGAGCGCGGCGCGGAGCGGCCUCCCCGGGGGCUGCUGCGGCGCUUGGGGCUGGUGCUGCGGCUGGGGGUCCGCGCCUGCGGGCUCCUGCUGCGCUUCGGGCCGCUGCUGCUGCUCUACCCGCUGAGCCGGCUGUGGCCCGGCAUGGGCGGGCGCUGGCUGCGGCUGCUGCGCAGGGCGGCCGAGGCCGCCGGCCCCACGUGUGUCAAGCUGGGCCAGUGGGCCAGCACCCGCAGGGACCUCUUCUCGGAGGCCUUCUGCGAUGAGUUUUCCAAGCUGCACGUCGAGGUGAGCCCGCACCCGUGGGCCCACACCGACGAGCUCUUGAGGAAGGCCUUCGGUGAGGACUGGACGGGCAUCCUGACGUUCCCGAGCCGGGAGCCGGUGGGCUCGGGCUGCGUUGCCCAGGUGUAUAAAGCCUAUGCUGACCUGGCUGCUAUCGCCGGCUCCCGGGCCAAGGAGCUGGAGCGACGCGCGGAGUUCAGGUCCGCCUUCGAAGCGUGGGAAGUGUCAGGAUUUAGAGGCCUCCUCGGGUGGCUGAGAAGGAGGAAGAGCGAGGAGAUACGGGAUGAGAGGAGCAGGGAGGAACUGAGUUCCGCAGAUUGCUCCCAGGGAAGUCCCGUGAGCAGGAUGUCCCUUACGGAGCAGAGGGCCAAGCCAGUACUGAACGCAAAUCCGACAUCAGCCAGACAUCUCAUGCCUGUAGCCAUUAAAGUCCUGCACCCUGGGCUGGUCCACCAAGUCGAGAUGGAUCUGUUUCUCAUGAAGAUGGGCAGCCGCCUUAUUGGACUUCUCCCUGGGUUCAAGUGGCUCAGUUUGACAGAGAUUGUGGAGGAGUUUGAGAAGCUUAUGAUGCAGCAGAUUGACUUACGCUAUGAAGCCAGAAAUCUGGAGCGCUUCCGACAGAAUUUCCUAGAUGUCGAUUUUGUGAAGUUUCCAACUCCCCUUUGGCCCUUGGUAACAGCAGAUGUUCUCGUGGAAACAUUUGAGGAGAGCGAGCCCAUUUCGCGCUACCUGCACGUGGAGAUUGGCACGGAGCUGCGGCAGAGACUGGCCAAGAUGGGCAUGGACAUGCUGCUAAAGAUGAUCUUUGUUGACAACUUUGUCCACGCCGACCUGCACCCGGGGAACAUCCUGGUGCAGGGCACAGCGCGGGAGCAGGCGGUGCAGGACCCGUGUGACACCCUGGUACUGGACCUGUGUGACACCUUGGUGCUGGAAGUGCGGCCGCCCCUGCAGCAGCUGCGCCUGGUGCUGCUGGAUGCGGGGAUCGUGGCGGAGCUGCAGAGCGCCGACAUGCAGAACUUCCGCGCCGUCUUCACCGCUGUGGUCCAGGGACAGGGGGAGAGGGUGGCAGAGCUGAUCCUCCACCAUGCCCGUGCCAACCAGUGCCAAGACAUCGAGCGCUUCAAGGCUGAGAUGGCAGAACUUGUGACCAAGGUCCGGGGGAACACCAUUGCCUUGGGAAAGCUUCAGGUGGGAAAUCUCCUCUCGAGUGUCUUCAAACUAUUGAUGACCCAUAAGGUGAAGCUUGAGAGCAAUUUUGCUUCCAUCAUCUUUGCCAUCAUGGUUCUGGAAGGACUGGGACGUUCACUGGACCCUGAACUGGACAUCCUGGAGGCAGCUAAGCCACUGCUCAUCAGAACUGCCCUCAAAUAGCUCGUGUGGCUGCUGUUCUCUUGCUGUGGGGGUUACCUGUGCUGCCUGGGAGCUGACACAGAGUGAAGCUGAAGGUGAGAAGUCACAUGUACCCCAGGGAUGUGAUGUGUAGUGGCUGCUCUCCACUAAUGCUGCCUUCAGUCAUUUCAGCCAAACACCAGGCUUCGGAUGAUCAGAAGGUCUAUUCCAGAAAGCAAGAAGAAUUUGCACAAUUGCACAUUUCCUACUCACAAUUCUAAGAGCUAAUGUGCUCUGGUAGUUUUUAAAAACAUCUUCAAAAAGAUGGUCAUUGAUCAAGUCUGUUUUAAAAUAUAUCAGGUUAAAUAUUUAAUUUCCUGACUUACCUGUCACUGUGGUAUGAGAAAGGAUGCUCUAGCAUCACUUAAGCAACACAUUCAGCCUGGAAAAAGCCAGUAAAACUGUUUGCCUUUUGUACUUUUAACUUCUACUUUUAUUGUAGAAGUGCAUCUACAAUAACAUCCUGCAUGUAGUCAUUUUGGAUGACAAAACCAGACUAUUUAAAUUUGUUUUCAAACUUCUGUACUCUCGUACAUUAUGAUAGGAGUUUGGAUUACAAACAACAUAAUAAAAUAUUUACCUAGGCAGAAAAAAUUUAAUUCCAUAAUAAAAAACAACUUCUGGGAA
This is a messenger RNA of Catharus ustulatus (Swainson's thrush), 2514 nucleotides long. RefSeq names its product aarF domain containing kinase 2 (gene ADCK2). The transcript has 8 exons. The record is from RefSeq and is a predicted model, not a curated record. NCBI's taxonomy places the organism in Eukaryota, Metazoa, Chordata, Aves, Passeriformes, Turdidae. The coding region runs from base 1 to 1869 and encodes 622 amino acids. Gene Ontology annotation, cellular component: mitochondrion.